Orbilia oligospora ATCC 24927 is the source of this 2298-nucleotide messenger RNA. RefSeq lists its product as uncharacterized. The record is from RefSeq and is a predicted model, not a curated record. The coding region runs from base 1 to 2298 and encodes 765 amino acids. The transcript is spliced from 9 exons. NCBI's taxonomy places the organism in Eukaryota, Fungi, Ascomycota, Orbiliomycetes, Orbiliales, Orbiliaceae.
AUGGAAUCGCCAGCUGGCCCCUCUGGGGAACCUUCAGCUCCUCUACCAAGCCCUCCUCCUUCAAACAGUAGCGAUGAGCCACAAAAUCUCACCCAUGAUAAUGAUGAUGAUGAUGAUGAUGAUGAUGAUGAUUUAUUGGCGCUUGUCAAGGCAAUCUUAGGUAGCGAUGUUAACUUGGAUGUAUCUUCAAAACUACUCCAAGCUAUUUCCGAAGCUCGGGAAGGUAAACGAGACGAAGAUAUAGCCGAAUUGGUCGAAGAACUUCUACUCGCUCAAGAGUCGAGCCCUUCCGCCAGUACAGAAGCUAAAUCCAGUGGCAAAGGCGUUGCAGGAGUAGGAACUAAUACCUAUGGCGAGUCGACCUUCAGCAUUCCGUCGAACUUAUAUGACUACAUUGGAACUUCGGAACCAACAUCCCAAAGAAACCCGAGUUUUAAAUUUAUAAAACGUAACCUCGAGGAAUUUCCUUUCCCACCCGCGUCCGCAAGUCUUUAUCUUAAUAAGCGUGAACUGUUAAACGGCCUUUCCAGGGCACAGUUUGCCACACGAAUUCAUCCGAACCAUAUCUUUGGGUUCAAUGAUAAGGGUCAGCUCUACGAUCACGGGGUUAGGGAUCGGGCGUGUUGGAAUAAAACCCAUCCUGAAUCCGGACUCAACCUCGACGCAGGAGUUCUUUCUUUUUUUACGGAUUUUGAGCUUGAAACAGUCUUACAGGUAUCAAUAAGUCGACACCUAACACUAUUCAUAGAAAUAGUUGGUCAUCAUCCCACCGAGAGUUAUCGGUUCUAUAUGAUAUCAUUUCUGGAGUUCCUCACUGAGAACUCACUCAAAUCGAUAUUCGCCGGACAUGGCUUCAACUUUGAAUUUCUCCAAUCACUCAUACCUCACACCGUCCUUAAGGGUUCUACUGCGGGAUAUCGGUCCUUAAGCGACGGGAGUGGCACUCCAAUGAGUUAUGAUAUCUACUUCUUACUUCCUUUGAAACAAGUGAGCAGUGGUAUAGAAUUCUUGGUACCUGCCCUUGGGAGAUCUAAUUUGCCACGAAUUGAUCCACGCUCGGCUUUGGAUAUAUAUCCAGAAAUAGAGAGAAACCCCGGCUCGAAAGUCGCUUUGAUCGACAUCACUAAUCUCGCAAUUACAUUAAAAUAUGAUGUUGCGACGAGAAAAACGAGUGUCCUCCUACAAACGCCGAUGCCCGAAUUCGUGUUCCCGUUACUACAAGGAGCUUUUGAAAACUCCCAGCUAGAAAAAGAGGAAGAUCAAAGAGACCCUUUUUUCAUCCUCGUCUUGGUUUUGAGAAAUUGGUUCGAAGUAUGGAAGACAACCAAAAUCAUAGUUCAAGGCAUUACGGAAUGGCUAGAUGUCAAAGUUCAGGACUUCGUUACGUCCAAAGGGAAUGAGGUUUUGUAUAACGAUAUUAAUAGUAAAUUGCAUUACACCCAUCAUCACCUUUCUCAAAUAAAUGUCGAAAUCGCGGAAUCGAAUUCGAUCUUUCAGAUGGUCCACGAACAACAUACAAAUUUCCUAAAAUUUACCGGACUAAAAUCUGAAAUGUCAAUCGGGAUUAAAGAACAGCUGGCGCGCCUCGAACUAGAUCUCAAAAUUCUUGAAUUCGAUUUGCGGCUAGAGCUAGACAAAAUAAAAACGUCCUCCACGUGGCUAUCUACCUCAAUCUCACUGAAGCACGCUGAGGCCAUGAGGAUUGCCAACGAAGAGUCACGAAAGGCCUCUCUCGCUUUAAAAGAGAACACAGAAGCCAUGAAAGUGAUCGCAGAGCUUAAUCAACAAGAUACUCUGGCCAUGAAAGAAAACACAGAUGUUAUGAAAAAUAACGGUACUCUGCUGCGGGAGCUGGCACAAGCGACUCUAAAAAGUAAUGAAAAAGUACAGCAAAAUGGUGAUGCAAUGAGGCAAAUUGCAGUAGAAAGUCAAAAAAUCACCGAAGCAAAUAGCAAGGAAACAGAAAUAAUGACUCAAAUUGCGGUGAGCACGCAGAAAGACGGACAAUCUAUGAAAGUUCUUGCGUUUCUCACCAUGAUGUAUCUCCCCGGUGCAUUAGUUUCGAGCGUAUUCGGUUGGAGUAUCAUCUCGUUCGAAGUCGGAGACGACGGGAUUCAACAUCUUGUCAUGGCAAAGCAAUGGUGGCUCUUCGCCGUAUCGACACUGGGGCUUACUGUUCUUACCAUGGCUGGGUGUUUCAUUUGGAUCUGGAUGUCUCGAAAGAAUUUGACUAUCGAUAAAGCGAAGAUUGAACGCGCGGCUGAGGAUGAAAAUACAGCCCGGCAAAAUACCCCUUAG